ACAAGUGGUCAGAAGGUUGUGAGUUCAAAUCCCAGUGCUGCUGGGCCCUUAUCCUUCAACUGCUCGUUUGUGUAAAUUGAGAUAAAUGUAAGCCACUGUGGAUAAGGGAUAAGGUUGUCCGACAAAUACUUUAUACAUAGUUGCCAAGAACGAUCAGUACUGAUAGGUGUUGGUUUUGAUACUUGGCACGUUUCCCCCUUUCAAGUUUACACAUGUCCCUCAUUGCAUAACAUAAUUUAAAAAUCCAGGUAGGUUCUCUCAGUUGAAGUGAAAUUGAUGAAAGGGACAACAAGCUAAAUGCAUUUCUCUGUGUGUUUAGUGUUUGCUUUUGCUGUGGGACAUGAAGGUCUCCAUGUCCACGGCCGUGAGCAUCUUCAGGUGAUGGGAGCAGACCAAGCUGUCUUUGCCUACAAGGGUGAAGAGGUCAUCCUGAACUGUUCUCUAGAUGGACAAGUACCAGCCAGUAAGAUAGAAGAAGUGAGCUGGAAAAGGACAGACGGAGACCAAAAUGUCCUUGUCCUGCUUUAUCAAAAUAAUGUUACCAUCCCCGAGUCCUCACAUGAGAGUUACUGGGAUAGAGUUGAGCUCUUUUCUUCUGAAAUCUCCAAAGGGAACUUUUCCCUAAAGCUGAUGGAUGUACAGAUGGAAGAUAAAGGAGAAUUCAUAUGUGAGGUCCAUGCUAUGAACACGUCAGCACGUACCACUGUGGUUCUGGCUGGUGUAGCCAUCAGUGAGCUCAUUUGUGUAUUAGCACCUCCGGCCAUGGUGAUGAUGAUGGUGCUCUCUCUACAACGGCACGUUUUCGAAGGAAAACCUUUUGGUGUGGAAAUUGCUCUGUCAUCUCUUAUUGUGACAAUAUACAGCCUGGGUGUAAUUAGCAUUUUUAUUCUUUUCGCUCGUACAUUCAAAGGAUUUGUUAAAAGAGGAUGGAUGAUUCUGUUUGAAGGUGUCAUGUUUAUAUUUGCAUGGUUAGUAUUGAUUUGUUUAUUGCGUUGCUACCAAAGACCGAGACAAGAACGCAGCUCACACUGUCGGAAAAAAGGAUAUUUAUUCUGCGGGGUCGUUGUUGCGUUUCUAAUCACCGUGCAUGGCAUAGUGUACUUUAGUUGUAUAUACAUCAUGACGGAACACAAAGAGCGUGCCGGAUAUCUGGCUCUCACGCCACUGAUCCACGUUUUGGCGGCGACGUGUUUGUUCAAACAUCCGAAACGUUUACCUGGUUAUUUUCACAUUAUGGUCUACAUGUUUGGAGCUGUAGGCCUCAGUGCUGUAAAUGCAAUCGCUCUCACCACAGAACUGAUCCUGAAAGCAGGGAACGGAGCACGGACUAUCGGAGAUCUACGAGUGAUUGUUUUAUCUCUGGAAACGGUGUUUAUUUCUGCUUGGCUCGCUUUGCAAAUCUACAACGCCUGUGAGUACUGUCCAAAGCCAUCGGUUAUAAUAAAAGCGACAUGCCAUGACCGUUGCAAUUCCAUAACGAUUCCUAAUACAUCAUUCGCAUUAAAAAGAGAUGAAUAAGGGAUAAUGUUAUAUUACAGUGAUUGUGCAAUUUUGCGCAAGAAAUGAAAAGUAAUGGAUAAAAAGCUUUUCUUACAAUUUCACUGGUUAAAAUGUUGACGAAAACUCAACUGGAGUUUAGAAUUCAGACAGAUUUGUCGGAAAUUGUUGUCUAUCUAAUGAUGUUCUGUAUAUGAUACAGGGAUGAGACUGAGAGACAGGUAAGCUCUUUUUUUUUUUUUCUUUUUUAACUUAUAUAGAAUUUUUCAUUUUAAAAAGCCGAACGGCGGCCCUUUCCAGAAAUUCACGUUCCGGUUAUUGUUUUAAACAGGCGGUUUUGAAGAUAAGAAAGUAACAGCGCCUGAGGUAUGAACCAUAAAAUGUCAUUUGUUUGCAUUCAGAAGUCUGUUGUUUUUGAUUUCAUUUGAUUUAACUGGAAAUGGUUUGUGUUGAGUCAAAUGUAUUUAUUGUCUUGCCUUGUGUAACAACAAAAAUUCUGAAUAAGUCUUACAUUUUAGGCUCAUUUAUCAUUUUUGAUGCCCACGGAUAACAUGCCAAUGUUUAUUUAGCUAGCUAUUUUUUUAUUAUUAUUAUAAAAUAUAGCCAGACCAUUCAGAGGUUUUUCCUGAGAUGGAGGGUCUUUCAGCCGAGCCUUCCUGACUCGACCCCCCCCUUAGCGGAUCAGGUUUAUCGUCAAAAAUCGACAAGCUUUCAGCUGUUUGCGAUGAACAAAUCAAACAAAAGCGAUUGAAAUCAUUCAACACGACGAACGCUUCAAGCGGUUUCUGCAAGUUCAACUGAAAAUGCAACUUAUAAUGAUUUCUCCAGUUUCAGGCAUCUUUAGUACGUAGCAGAGCACCCUUUGGCUGUUAUGACCUGCUGUAAACGUCAUGCAGAGCUUCUGGCAAAGUUCCUGAGGAAUCUUACCCCAUUCCUUAUGAGCAGCCCAUGCACAAGGUGUUCUUGUGCUGGAACACAUGAAAUACCUGGACGGAGCAGACAAAGGAAGCCAUCAAUGGCUGCAAGCAGAUUUCUGAGAUUUCGGAGGUUGUGAAAAACCCUCGAGUAACUGACUGCAAAAGACCUGCAGCAAGACUAUACGAAUAUAAUAUAUACAAAAUA
This is a messenger RNA of Ictalurus furcatus (blue catfish), 2619 nucleotides long. RefSeq lists its product as uncharacterized. Lineage: Eukaryota; Metazoa; Chordata; Actinopteri; Siluriformes; Ictaluridae. The transcript has 9 exons. The record is from RefSeq and is a predicted model, not a curated record. The coding region runs from base 298 to 1518 and encodes 406 amino acids.